Microthlaspi erraticum is the source of this 342-nucleotide messenger RNA. The record is from the annotation of a GenBank genome assembly. NCBI's taxonomy places the organism in Eukaryota, Viridiplantae, Streptophyta, Magnoliopsida, Brassicales, Brassicaceae.
AUGGAUUUCAUCAAGACAACUUUGCCGCAAGCCCUAAACUGGUCCAAACAGCCGAAUCCGCGCAACAUACUAUGCCGCGCCCAGAUCGUGCGCACCGGCCGACCCGGGAACCAUCGUCCGCGGUCGAGCCAUCCAGCGUUCAAUUACAUUUCCAGCAUAGCGCGGAUGAACACGCAAACCGACCCGGGAAGCAUCAUUCCGCCGUCGUCCCACUUCCACUCAGCGCCCAACAACGCGCCUGACCGCAUUACUCGAACCGGGAAGCAUUGUCCGGCGCUCGACCUUUUCGCUUUCCUCAGUCCACGUACCGUGCACGACCGCACUGUCCAACCAGGAGCCUAA